This is a messenger RNA of Periconia digitata, 2112 nucleotides long. The record is from the annotation of a GenBank genome assembly. Lineage: Eukaryota; Fungi; Ascomycota; Dothideomycetes; Pleosporales; Periconiaceae.
AUGGCGGCUUCCACCGAUGUUAAAGAUGUCGCCGCACUCGAUGAGCAUAUCAAAGGGAGAGGUCUUGCCAGCACCAUGGAUCCCGAGAGGAGAAAACAAGUCGAGAAGAAACUAAAGCGGAAGCUCGAUCUACGAUGUUCCUACUUCGUCCUCAUCUACAUCAUGAACUAUCUGGAUCGCAACAACAUCGCGUCGGCUCGAUUGGGAGGGCUAGAAGACGACCUGCAAAUCGGCCCAGUUCAAUAUUCAACAUGUCUAUCCAUUCUCUACGUUGGAUACAUUUUGAUGCAGGUGCCGUCCAAUAUGAUCAUAAAUCGAAUAUCGCGACCCUCGUGGUACAUCUCAGCAGCCAUGCUCCUCUGGGGCAUGAUCUCAACACUUUCGGGCAACGUAACCAAUUUCGGUGGUAUGAUCGCAAUUCGCUUCUUCAUCGGCUUCGUCGAAGCAGCCUUCCUCCCCGGAGCGCUGCUGAUCCUCUCUAAAUGGUACACACGACGCGAACUGACAACCCGCAACGCAAUUCUCUUCUGCGGCAACCUCAUCUCCAAUGCUUUCUCGUCGCUUGUUGGUGCGGGAGUGUUGGGUAACAUGGAGGGGACGCUGGGUCAUCGUGCGUGGCGAUGGCUCUACUGGAUCGAGGGUGCCAUCACUAUGGGUAUCGCCAUCGCCGCCAUCUGGAUUCUUCCUGAUCUCCCGCACAACAGCAAAGGUUUCACCGAGGAAGAGCGCGCCGUCGCUGUUCUUAGAAUGACCGAGGAUGUCGGUGAGGCCGAUGCCGAUUCAGAGACACAGUCCCCCUUCGCCGGCCUUAUCAUGGCAGUCAAGGAUCUCAAGAUCUAUGUCAUGAUGAUUACUUUUACAGCCUAUGUCAUCGGUCUCUCUUUCAACGCUUUCUUCCCAACUCUCACUGGGACUCUGGGCUUCCCGAAGAUUCCGACGCUGCUCAUGUCCGCGCCUCCAUGGGCUUUUUCGUGCCUUGUCUCGUUGAUCAACGCGUGGCAUGCCGACAAGACCGAGGAGCGCUUCUGGCACAUCGUCGGUCCUAUCUUUGGAGGAAUAUUGGGAUUCGUUAUCAGCAUGUCCACUGAGAACGUGGCAGCUCGCUACGUCGCGCUCUUCCUACAAGCUUCAGCCUAUGCAGGCUUCAUCGUCUUCUACUCGUGGAUCUCGUCGUCUUUCCCACGUCCUCCUGCGAAGCGCGCCGUCGCUAUCGCCAUGGUCAACGCGUUCUCGCAGCUUGGCAACAUUGCUGGUUCGUAUGUCUGGGGUAUGAAGGCGGAUGGUUACCGCAAUAGUUACGGAGUGGUUACGGCCAUGUUUGGUAUUACGGUUGUCGGAUGUUACAUCUUCAGAGUCAUCUUGCAACGGUUGAAUAAGAAGAUCGAGGCAGGCGAGGAGGCGUGGGUUACAACUGGUGAUGUGGCGGCGCAGACGGCAAAGGAUGAGGGUGUUUCGGUGGAAGAGGGCAUUCGUUUGCAGAGAGGGUUCAGGUAUUUGAUCUAGUCUUGGAUCUAGAUGAUAAAAGUAGGGAGAUUGUACGGCGAUGGCAGUUUACUACAUAUGAUUGGAAUUCAGUAUUCCUACUAUAGUGCAUGAUCCCGGCUGUAGUCUCUGCUACAAGUGCUUGUGUAGUGAAUGCUCAGUGAGCAAACAGAGCAAUGUGAUGAUCACAUAAUAUAGUACCACGUACCUGCUUAACCUGGGUAGGUAUCUAUCAAUUUAUCACUUAGAACAUUGUGACAUCCGAGUCCCAGGUUGGGUAUUCAACUUUGGUAUCACGCUUCUGGUCGUCACUACAGUUGAUAUCUAUGACACCCUGCAUCGUCGUCUACACUCGUCAGUCUCCUACACCGUGAUGCAGCUUUUAUACACAGCAAUGUCCUUUGUAUAGUCUGCAUACUUUUGUAUCUGGUACUAUCAAUGUGGAAACGAGUCUACCAAGGUAAAACGCUGCGGAAUUCAAGUCUGCACGUGUCUUGCUCCUGCAAAGAUAUUUCGGUUUGUCAUGUCUCAUCGUAUCUCGAUACCAAGGGGACCAUGCUUUUUUUUAUAGCAGAGGGCGACGAGCGUACCAUGGUUCCCAACCUCGACACUACAAAUCCGUACAUCUCC